AUGUUUGCGCGUAGCUGCUGCCGAUGCGUCGCUCGCGCGCGCCUACAAUCUCGACCCGCCCAGCUCUCCGCUGCUCGAGCGCAAGUCCGGCAUUAUUCGACGCCGCCCGGAGGCGCACCCGCGGCCACUGCGGCGGCCAGCAAGGCCGGCAUGCUGGCGCCGUUUGUCAACGAGCUCGACAAGCUGGCACCGAGCAUCGACCUGCGCGGUGACCAGAUCCAAAUCCUCAAGACGCCCAGCGAAUUCUACGAGACGCUCAAAGAGCGCAUACGUAAUGCCAAGAGCCGCAUCUUCCUGUCGACACUGUACAUUGGCAAGUCGGAGCGCGAACUCAUCGAUGCCCUGCGCGAUGCGCUCCGGUGCAACCCGGACCUUACGCUGAGCAUCCUGACCGACUGCCUCCGAGGCACGCGCGAGGCGCCCGACCCGUCAUGCGCGUCACUGCUCGCCCCGCUGGUCGCUGAGUUUGGAGCCGAUCGUGUCGAGGUUCGCAUGUACCACACGCCGAACUUGACGGGCCUGCGGAAGAAGUACAUCCCGAAGCGCAUCAACGAGGGCUGGGGCCUACAGCACAUGAAGCUGUACGGCGUGGACGACGAGAUUAUCCUGUCAGGGGCCAACCUUUCCACCGACUACUUCACCAACCGCCAGGACCGAUACCACCUGUUCAAGUCCAAGCAAGUCACCGACCAUUUCUUCAACAUUCACCACGGCGUGUCCUCCUUUAGCUUCCUAGUCACGCCUUCCGACCAGCCCGCCGGCUUCGCGCUCACUUGGCCGGCCACCAACUCUGCGCCGUCGCCGCUCGACGACCCGCGCGGCUUCAUCCGCGGCGCCACCACCGUCCUCCGACCUCUCCUCACCGCAUCAGCCGGGGGCCACACGUCAGCACCAGCACCCUCCGCCCUCGAGGACACCCGCGUAUACCUCCUCGGGCAGAUGUCGCAGGUCACCGCCGCACCGGACCCGUCCACCGAGCUGCCCGUGCUCACCAGCGUGCUCACCCGCCUCACCUCGCCCGCGUACCGCGGCGCCUCGUGGACCUUCACCGCCGGCUACUUCAACCCCGCACCCUCGCUCACCCGCCUGCUCCUCGACACCACCGCGGCACCCGCCCGCGGCGUCGUCAUCGCCGCGGCGCCCGAGGCCAACGGCUUCUACCGCUCGCCCGGCGUUUCCGGCCUGCUGCCGGACGCCUACACGCUGCUCGCCAAGCGCUUCGUGCACGCCGCGCACCACCACCCCGGCGGUGGCGAGAACGCUGUCGUCCUCAAGGAGUGGCGCCGCGGCACCGUAGGCCACCCCGGCGGCUGGACGUACCAUGCCAAGGGCCUCUGGGUGGCCAUGCCCGGUGAGGAGGAGGCCGGCCCGUCGCUGAGCGUCGUGGGCAGCUCCAACUACACGCGGCGCAGCUACUCGCACGACCUCGAGGUCGGCGCGCUCAUCGUAACGCGCGACGCGGCGCUCAAGGCGCGGCUGAGGGACGAGCAGGCGUGGCUGCAGGAGCACGCGCGGCCGAUGACGAGGGAGGACUACUCGACCAACGAGCGUAGGGUUGGGUUGAAAGUGCGCAUUGCCAUGUGGAUCGUGUCGCUUGUCGGAGGUGCGUUGUAA
Molecule: messenger RNA, 1614 nt
Organism: Cordyceps fumosorosea ARSEF 2679
Lineage: Eukaryota; Fungi; Ascomycota; Sordariomycetes; Hypocreales; Cordycipitaceae
Product: CDP-diacylglycerol-glycerol-3-phosphate 3-phosphatidyltransferase
Exons: 3
Coding region: 1-1614 (537 amino acids)
Biological process (GO): cardiolipin biosynthetic process
Cellular component (GO): mitochondrion
Molecular function (GO): CDP-diacylglycerol-glycerol-3-phosphate 3-phosphatidyltransferase activity
Source: RefSeq, a predicted model, not a curated record